AUGGCUGCCGCCCUAGGCAUUCAGGGCAAUUUUGGAAAUGCCGCAUUCAAGGCGAAGGCGCGGCGGAGACUCAAACUAACGCCUUCCCAGGACAAAGAGAAGCCUAUGGCUGUGCGGACGGCCAAUAUCAUGGCUGCUCGUGCUGUAGCCGAUGCUAUCAGAACGUCCCUUGGCCCCCGGGGUAUGGACAAAAUGAUCCAGUCAGGCAAAGGCGAAAACUUGAUCACCAACGAUGGCAAUACCAUGUUGAAGAGCAUGAGCGUCCUGCAUCCUGCUGCAAAGAUGCUGGUUGAUCUGAGUGCGGCUCAGGAUGUUGAGGCUGGGGAUGGGACCACAUCUGUCGUCGUUAUCGCAGGAAGUCUGCUUGGUGCUGCAGACCGGUUACUAAGUAAAGGCAUCCAUCCCACAAUCAUUUCCGAGGCCUUUCAACGUGCAUCAAAGGCUGCCGUCAACAUAUUACAGCAAAUGUCUCAACCUAUCUCUUUGACCGACCGUACAACCCUUUUGCAAGCCGCUUCCACUUCACUGUCUUCCAAAAUUGUCUCGCAACACUCGGGUUUACUAGGUCCCAUGGCCGUGGACGCGGUUUUAAAGACGAUCGAUCCGAAGACUGCCGAGAACGUUGACCUGAGAAAUAUCCGCAUUGUCAAGAAAGUUGGAGGUACUAUUGACGAUUCGGAAAUGAUCGAUGGUCUGGUUCUCAAUCAGCCUGUGAUCAAGAGCAGCGGCGGUCCUACUCGAAUAGAAAAAGCCCGCAUCGCCCUCAUUCAGUUCCAGCUGAGUCCGCCCAAGCCUGAUAUGGAGAACCAGAUUGUUGUCAAUGACUACAGACAAAUGGACAAGAUCCUUAAAGAAGAGCGAACAUAUCUCCUCAAUAUGGUCAAGAAAAUCCAAAAGGCCAAAUGCAAUGUCCUCCUAAUUCAAAAGUCCAUUCUGAGGGACGCAGUCAACGAUCUGUCGCUACAUUUCUUGUCAAGAUUAAAAAUACUGGCUAUCAAGGACAUCGAGCGCGACGAAGUCGAGUUCCUGUGCAAGAGCACCGGUUGCAAGCCAAUUGCCAAUGUUGACACCUUUACUGAAGACAAGCUCGGAAGUGCGGACUUGGUUGAAGAAAUCACCUCAUCCGGUGCAAGAUACGUCAAAAUCACUGGUAUCAGAACAGCAUCCCUCCAAAACCAAACGGUAUCUAUCGUCGCAAGAGGCGCCAAUACCCUCGUGCUAGAUGAGGCAGAGCGUUCACUUCACGACGCCCUAUGUGUCAUCCGCUGUUUGGUCAAGAAGAAGGCUCUGAUUGCCGGUGGUGGUGCCCCCGAAAUUGAGGUUGCCCAGCAGCUUGCUAAGAAGGCCCGAGAGUUGACAGGCACAGAAGCCAUCUGCUGGAAAGCCUUUGCUGAUGCAAUGGAAGUGAUUCCAACCACUUUGGCAGAGAAUGCGGGCUUGAACAGCAUCAAGGUGGUGACAGAGCUCAGGCACCGACAUGAUCAGGGAGAGAAGAACGCCGGUGUUAGCAUACGCAGUGGAGGCGUCAAGACCAACAUUGCGGACGAGAAAGUCCUGCAGCCCUUACUUGUCAGCACCAGUGCAAUUGAACUGGCAGCAGAAACGGUCAAGAUGAUCUUACGGAUUGAUGAUAUCGCGUUGUCACGGUAG
This is a messenger RNA of Exophiala aquamarina CBS 119918, 1650 nucleotides long. Its product is annotated as T-complex protein 1 subunit delta. NCBI's taxonomy places the organism in Eukaryota, Fungi, Ascomycota, Eurotiomycetes, Chaetothyriales, Herpotrichiellaceae. Gene Ontology annotation, biological process: protein folding. The transcript has 2 exons. The coding region runs from base 1 to 1650 and encodes 549 amino acids. Gene Ontology annotation, cellular component: chaperonin-containing T-complex. The record is from RefSeq and is a predicted model, not a curated record. Gene Ontology annotation, molecular function: ATP hydrolysis activity; ATP-dependent protein folding chaperone; ATP binding.